CAGGAACUUCUGGAAAGCUGCCUGCUUUUCACCAGUGAAGGCAUUACCCAACCGACCAGCAACCACAAUGGUCAGGCAGUCAGACAGGAGCUGCAACACAACAAGCAUCAGAAAAAACAUCAACAACAUGAAAGGCUGCACCCCAACACGCCUUGCGCAGCAUAUCUUGGAGGAGGUUCUGGGUGUGUCCAUGCUUUGUUUCAAGUAUAAAAACCUUCACUGUUUGGGCUCAUCACGGCAUUCAGCUACACUCAUUCAACCGACAAGAUGACCAGUCUCACUGCUAGGGAUAAGGACACAGUCAGAGCCUUCUGGGGUAAGGUCUCUGGAAAGGCGGAGGACAUCGGCACCCAAGCUGUGGCCAGGAUGCUGGUGGUGUACCCACAGACCAAGACUUACUUCGCCCACUGGAAGGACCAGAGCCCCAAUUCUCCCUCUGCGAAGAAGCACGGAAUAACCGUGAUGGGUGGAGUUGCAGAUGCUGUGACCAAAAUUGACGACCUGAAAGGAGGUCUUCUGAACCUCAGUGAGCUGCAUGCCUUCACUCUGCGUGUGGACCCUGCCAACUUCAAGAUUAUCUCCCACUGCAUCCUUGUGGUCAUGGCCAUCAUGUUCCCCACCGAUUUCACCCCUGAGGUCCACAUGUCUCUGGACAAGUUCCUGGCUGCUCUGGCUCUGGCCCUGGCUGAGAAGUACCGAUAAACAGCAGGAGAAGAUGGCGGAGACUGCAGCAUGAGCUUACAUUGCAUAAUGAUUAAUAAAUGCAUUCAUGCAAAAAGCAAAGCAA
This is a messenger RNA of Sebastes umbrosus (honeycomb rockfish), 787 nucleotides long. Its product is annotated as hemoglobin embryonic subunit alpha-like. The coding region runs from base 268 to 702 and encodes 144 amino acids. The record is from RefSeq and is a predicted model, not a curated record. Gene Ontology annotation, molecular function: oxygen binding; peroxidase activity; organic acid binding. NCBI's taxonomy places the organism in Eukaryota, Metazoa, Chordata, Actinopteri, Perciformes, Sebastidae. Gene Ontology annotation, cellular component: haptoglobin-hemoglobin complex; hemoglobin complex; blood microparticle. The transcript has 4 exons. Gene Ontology annotation, biological process: oxygen transport; hydrogen peroxide catabolic process.